UGGAAGUGCCAAAUGCAAAUGAGAGAAUGAUUGUGAUCCUGUUUUAUUUUGCAAUAAUCCACACAUACAAAAGGAAGUGUCACAAGGAAAGUCUGAUUGGUUAAGGGCAGCUCCGCUGUGUCUAGAUAUCUCUCAGUCCCUGUCAUGUCUAUUGUAUAGUCGGUGUGCACAUUUCAUUGUCUCUCCUCUGUGUUACCUAAGGCUACAUGUGCAGCAAGUAGUGAGGAAUGUGUGUACCACCCAUAUCACACAACAUCCACCUAUAAUCAGAUCAUGAUUUUACAAAGAAGCAACAUCAUGAACUCUAAUGCCAGCAUUAACCCCCUCACCCACCAGCCUACGUGGAGCACUGCAUACACUGCAUGCGAUGGUUUCUUCUCCAGUCAGUGGCACGAGAUGCACCCUCAGUAUUGGAACAAAUUCCACGUAUGGGAAUGGCUGCAACAACUGGUAGAUACCAACCAAUUGGAUGCCAACUGUAUACCGUUCCAGGAGUUUGACAUCACGGGAGAACGCCUGUGCAGUAUGACACUGCAGGACUUUACCCAGGCAGCUGGGCCAGCUGGGCACAUCUUGUAUUCAAAUGUGCAGAGCCUCAAGUGGCAUGGUCAGUGCGGGAGCCAGAUGUUUCCAUCGUUAAAUGUCGUUAUUAAAACUGAGCAAGCAGAUCCCACCUCAAUCACUCCAUGGAAGGAUGAGCAGUAUUUGCAGGAGCACAGCUAUGAAGACAUAUACACCAGUAAAUCCUUCUGUAGAAGUGACCUGUCCAUGGUGUCCCCCGGUCACUACACGAUGGCCUAUACAGAAUCCGACAUGAAGAAAUCUCACGACCAUCCCCAGAAACCCAGUGCAAAGAAACACAAUCCCAGGGGGACACACUUGUGGGAGUUUAUCCGGGACAUCCUGUUGACACCAGAGAAGAACCCAGGACUGAUAAAAUGGGAGAAUCAAUCUGAGGGGGUUUUCCGGUUCCUAAAAUCAGAGGCAGUUGCCCAGCUCUGGGGGAAGAAGAAAAAUAACAACAGCAUGACAUAUGAGAAACUAAGCCGGGCAAUGAGAUACUACUACAAAAGGGAUAUAUUGGAGCGUGUGGAUGGUCGCAGAUUAGUGUACAAGUUUGGAAAGAACGCUCGCGGAUGGAAAGAAAAUGACAGCUGAGACACUCUGUUGAAAACAACAACAAAAAGACUAUUUAUAUUUAUGUAGAAUGUAAGAUAACCAAAAAUUAUCCCAGGACAGGACCAAGACUCAACACUGAUGAACCACUUCUGCUUUUAGUUAAUGUAUCCUCUGUGGGAGAGGUGGGAACAGAACUCUCUGUGAAACCCAAUUUACCUGGGCUGUGCCAGCAAUCUGUAGGUCUGAGGAUGAGGUGCUGCCUCUUUACAUUGUCACAAAUUUGUCACUAACUGUUUUGUACAUGCUGCCAAAUUAACUUUUAUACUGGGGAGUAGUAAAAUAUCGGUAAUUGUAAUUUAUAGAUUGUGGGAUCAUUUUUUAUGUUUGCUAACCAACAGUUUUUUUUCCAUGUUUGGCUGCUGUGUGUUAUCUCUGAAGCUUGCCAUAAGUGUGAAUAUUAUUUCACUACAAUAGCGAGUUUCGUUUAGCUACUUUGCCAGUAUUGAUGGGCUACACUGUAGACUUGUGUGGACCUAAACACACAGGAUUUCACGUCCUGAUUAAUUUCUUAUGAACUUAGCCCCACUGUAAAUAGGGGCCAGACUAAGAGGAAAGGACUUAGAAUAGUUUACAAUGAUUCCACCAUCUGUGUUUUGAGUAGGAAACUAAUUAGAGUACAUAACAGAGUAGAGGCCAAGACUACUGGAGCAAGAGCACAGUUGCCCCCUGGGUUGGUCCACUGUCCCUAUAUAAUUAUGUACUGGUGAAUUAUAUGAAUUAUGUACUGGUAGUAUGAGGAUGCCCCGGUAGGCUAUCAGUUCUCCCCUAUAGAUAGGCAGAGAUAGGUGACACUCAGGUACUGGUUAAACUUACAGUUACUCUUCAUAUUAAUAUUUAUAUAGCUACUGACAGGGCUGGUUGAAUCAUUGCACUUCCUGGGUCCAAGAAUGAAACCAACUCCCCAACUCUCCAUCCACUACAACCUAAACUCAUCCAUAGUCAGCUGUUUCAAAGCUUAUUAAGCAGACUUAUAUUUCACAUGAGAGUGUGCUGAUACCCAGCUGAUCAACCCCAUCCCUAUGUGCCACCCUUGUCAAAUGUCGCCCGGGUCUCUUGAUGCCACCUGAUCCAGUUAUAGAGCCCUCUCUUGCUACUAGGUAAUGUCUCCACUACAGUAUUUCCAUUAUCAGGAGGAAUGAUUCACGCAGGGAGACAGAACACCGCACAGAAAUGUUAACUUAAGCAGAAGGGUUUUAAUCAAACCCUUAACAGAAGCUGGAAGUAAUCCUUUUGGGUUGUCCUUAAUGAUUUACUUAUAGGGGAGAAGUCAGCAGAACCAGGCAGUCUAUAAGCAGGAUUUGUUGUUCUGUGGGUGUGCCUGGGAGAUCUGUGGGCGUGUCUGGGAGAUAUAUGAGUGUGUCUGGUAGAUCUGUGGGUGGGGCUGAGGGAAUUCUAUACAGGGAAGAGGUGGGAAAACCGAGUGACAAUCACAGCUGUGAGGGCAUGGGGGGGGGGGGCAUCUAUUAUGCUGGGGGAGCCAGUGGUCUCCUUGUACAAAUCCUACUGACCACUGACACAAAUUUGCCUGAGCUGUCUGACUCCUGCAUUCCCUGUUAUUUUUAUACAUGCACAAUAUUUAUAAACAAAAAAUGCUGCAUUGUGAAUGAUUUGUGUGUACCAUUAAUGUUUUAUAAUCAUUUCACCUGCCAUUUUCAUAGCAACAAUUGCCCUGUUUUGCUAACCAGGCAUACACAACUUGAAAAGCCUUUGGUGUAUGUAUAUCUAAUCUCUUCCCCUAAAGACAGAUAGGGACAGACAGCUAUGAAUGAGCUCCUGUACUGAUUAAGCAAAAACUGGAUACCAGGUUGCAGGGUCAGUGUUUUGAAUUCCACAAGAUACACUCCAGUCUUUCUGGUGGCAGUGGGAAAAAAAUGUCAUUUUCUGAACUAAGCUGCAGGGAAGUGGGCAUCAUAAACACAAUGUGCACUGUUAGCCACUCUUACACUUUGCUAAACAUGUGUUUAGGAAAUGUUCUUAUUUGAAAGAAACCAUUAAAAUCCCCAGCAGAUUCCAGGCAUGUGGGGACCUCAUCUUACAUAUUUUUGUAAAGCCCCUGUAUCUCUCUCUCCUUGCUCAGCGCUGGUUACACUCAGGCACCUCUGGGUUUGCUACAGGAAGGAAUAUUUGCAUAGCAUCCCACCCCCUAAUAUUUCCACUGUGCAGGUUCAUCCCCUAAGCAGACAGUUUAGAGAAUUAGUAGCAGUACCUACAGUAUGAAGUAACAUUUCAGCUCAGAAUAUCACUCUCAUUGUGAGGCUGUGGCUCACUGACCAUUGGGAACAACACAGAAAUUACUAUUGUGUUAAUAAUUAUUAUUAUUUCCCAAUGUAUGACCCAAAUUACACUGUAAAUAAACAUGACAAAAUACAUAAAUACCUUAUAAGCUUGGUACUAGGGGACAAUGGACCCCUUGUUAUGUAAUGUCUGGGUAGAUAGCUGUUAACUCCUUAACUGCCUCAGGGAUACUAACUGACAUACAAGAGGUUUAUAUAUUUUGCCAUUUACACAUGAAAUGAUUUAUUUGUGAUAAAUCUCAAAUGUAAAAAAUGUGUUACUAAAAGAUAUUUGUAUUAUCGAGUUGCUGUAUAAAUAAAAUACAUUUGUACUGGAUGGUAAGAAA
Bombina bombina (fire-bellied toad) is the source of this 3799-nucleotide messenger RNA. RefSeq names its product ETS homologous factor (gene EHF). Gene Ontology annotation, molecular function: sequence-specific DNA binding; DNA-binding transcription factor activity, RNA polymerase II-specific. Gene Ontology annotation, biological process: regulation of transcription by RNA polymerase II; cell differentiation. The record is from RefSeq and is a predicted model, not a curated record. NCBI's taxonomy places the organism in Eukaryota, Metazoa, Chordata, Amphibia, Anura, Bombinatoridae. Gene Ontology annotation, cellular component: nucleus. Bases 274 to 1158 code for a protein of 294 amino acids. The transcript is spliced from 9 exons.